AGAGCGAAGAUAACAAAAUUUCAAACAUUCGGCGGACAUUUUUUCUAUUUCAGCGUAGGUUAGAUUGGAUCAGGUUUGUGGUUGUUGAUAAAAUGGACGUAGAAGAGAUAUUUUCCAUGAAAUAUAAUGAGUUGCAGAAACGUGCAAAGUCACUUGGCAUCAAAGCCAAUAUGAAGAUUGACAAGUUGAGGAAUACUCUUGUAGAACAUUUUCUGGACAAUAAUGAGGCUGCAGAUAAACAAAAGCCAACAACAGAAAAGGAAGAAAAUGAAGAGAAAACAAUUGAGGUGAAAAAUAAGAAAAAAGGUCCAGGAAGACCGAAAAAAGAGAAAGUUACAAAAUCAGUAACCAGAAGUCCCAAACCUUCCACUCCAACUAUAGUGAGGACUGUAAGACCUGGACACCUCGGAUCAAAACCAUCCAGUGUGUUAUCUCCCUUGGUCAGGAAAAGUCUCACCGGAGCCAAAGCACACACUACACCAAAAGGAACCCCCAGGCCCUUAGGUACACCAAAAGGAACUCCCAGGCCCUUGGGUACACCAAAUGGAACCCCCAGGCCCUUGGGUACACCAAAAGGAACCCCCAAACCCCUUACUCCACAGAUAACUAAGGUCAAAUCUGUAAUGUCCAAGGUCACAACCCCUAAAGCUGCCACACCAAAAGUUCUUGGUCAUUCAAAACAGAUAACCAAAGUCAAGUCCACAACGCCGAAGGUUGCAUCCUCUAAACCAGCCACACCAAAAGUUCUCUGUCAAUCAGAACAAAAAAAGGCCACUCCACGAUUGUCAACACCUAAAUCUGCCAUGAAGUCAGCCACACCAAACAAAGCCGAAACCCCAGCAUCCCUCAAGCGCAUGUCCAACCAGAAGAGAACGCCACAGGAGACAAAAAGGAAGCGUAGUACAUUUGAAAUUGUUCCUCUUCCUGAUGAGUCGGCAGAAAACCAAGGCACUACCACACGGAGAAGUACAUUUGUUAAGAAAACUACAGAUGAAAGGAAAUCAGGGAGUCCAGGAGCAAAGGAAAUGCUUGGUGCUCUCACGGAAAAUAUGGACAGUGCUGAGAUGAAGGAAACUCUACUCUCUGCCCUUGAUAAGAAAGUGCAGAAGAAAGUAUCAGAAAUGGAUCCUGCAAAGAAAACUGGUAUCCCCAGAUUUGCAGCUUUCUUGGCAGCCAGGAAAGAGGCAAAAGAACAAAAACCUUUGACUCCAGGAAGUAAAAACUGGACAAAAAUUCACAAGAAACAGUUUGACAAAAUGGAUUCGAUUGAUGUGUACCUCAACAAAAAGAGAAAGCGUCAAGAUGAAUUUGCAAGCUCCGCUAAAAAAACAAAGACAUUGUUAGAAGAGACGAAGGCAGCCAUCACCAAGCUGAAAAGUCAUAAGACGCCAACAGCAUUCAAGGAGAUAAAAACAAAGUCAACAAAGUCAACAAAGUCAUUAUUUGUCACUCCUGGCUCAACUGCAGCAAAAACGAAGACACCAUCAGGAGCUCCAAAAACCAAAACUCCAGUUUCUGCAGCAUUGAAACCCAAAACCCCAUCGACAUUCAAACCAACAGUGUUCAGUACCAAGAACAUGAACUUGGACUUCAACAAUGCAAACACAAGAAAAUCUCCACGAACUUCAUCUGGACCUUUCAAGCCUACAGUCCUCUCUACCAAUAACAUGAACCUCAACUUCAGUAGAGUUAAGACACCGGGCACGCAAUCCAAGGAUACAAGCACCCGCAAGUCAUAUGUCACACCGUUCAAGUUCAAUGCCUCUAUCAACACAACCCUUGAUGACAGCAAGUCCACCACCAAGAAGUUUGAUCUAAAAGCAAGUCUAGCUCGCCCUAUCACCUGGAAGACACACAAAGGCAAACUCAAGCCACUGGAUGCUGCCUCCAUGUUCUCAACCGCAAAGGGCGAACCAAAAGUCAGUGUCAAGACACCGAAGGUCGCUGGAAGAGAAAAUCGUCGAGCAGAGGCACUGAAGAGGCGAGCCGACCAUAAGUUUGACAAGCAGAUGUCUCGGCGAGGGAUCAAUGCACAGUAGAAACUUAGUCAAGCUAAAAUGAUUCAGUGGUGCUUAAACUGUAAUAUUACCACCAUAGUGUUCAAUAUUUAAACUGUGUGGAUACUUUCCUUUUUGUGGAUGGACCAAUUGUAUCAGGAAAAAGACAAACAGAUCUUACCAAACCAUUGUGUUUUUCUAAUCAGAGAAGCAUCUUAUUAUGUGAGCAGACCAGUUAGAUCAGGUUUUGUAAACUAUGUCACGCCAAACAAGAAAAAUCGAAGUUGAGCAGCUGUAGUAUGUUAAUGAAUUGGUCAUACCAAAUAUAAACAUAUGAUGCUGACAUGAUCUAGUACGCAACACCCUCCUGUGGGGCUGAAAUGAUCAUGUGUACCACCUUCCUGUGGGGCUGAAAUGAUCAUUAAGUGUACCGCCUUCCUGUGGGGCUGAAAUGAACAUGUGUACCACCCUCCUGUGGUGCUGAAAUGAUCAUUAUGUGUACCAGCUUCCUGUGAGGCUGAAAUGAUCAUUAAGUGUACCGCCUUCCUGUGGGGCUGAAAUGAACAUGUGUACCACCCUCCUGUGGUGCUGAAAUGAUCAUUAUGUGUACCACCUUCCUUUGGGGCUGAAAUGAUCAUAAAGGGUACCACCUUCCUGUGGGGCUGAAUUGAUCAUGUGUACCACCUUCCUGUGGGGCUGAAAUGAUCAUAAUGGGUACCACCUUCUUGUGGGGCUGAAAUGAUCAUAAUGGGUACCACCUUCCUGUGGGGCUGAAAUGGUCAUAAUGGGUACCACCUUCCUGUGGUGUUGAAAUGAUCAUUGUGUACCACCAUAUAUAAUUAAAGGGCACUGUAACCAUCAUACCAUGUACCCCCCUCAUAUAGAAUUGAAGUGAUCACACUACAUACUAUCAUAUAGUUUCACAAUUCCUUUUCAGGUGUAGAUUCAUGUUAAAAAGCUGUCUGUCUGCCAUGUCUUCUUUUCCUACUCUAUUUUUGUCUUCUAUUCCUACUCUUUGUCUUCCAUCUGUCUUUUUUUUCCUAGUCUAUCUUUAUCUUCUUUUCCUAGUCUGUCUUUCCUGUUACGUUUACAUGUGUCACAUGAGUGUUUUGGUCAGCAGUAUGUAAUUGUUGUCAAUUGUAUGUUUUUGUUGUCCAGACUCCCUAAUAUAUUAUAAUUAUCAGUUUUAUUUCUAAAAACAUUAAAUCUAGUUGCAAAUUUUAACCUUAUCAAUAUUAGAGUAUUCGUGAUUAAUGUCCAUGGGAUUUUUUUUUAUGAUUUAAUGUUAUUAUACUUGAUUUUACUCUUUGUGUACUGUUUAUGCUAUAAAUGUUCAAUACUCCAUUGUAAGUAUGCGUAACUUUUCACUUAUGAUGGUGAUUUUAUAUUUUUAGUUAAAUAACUCUGAUAUCUUAAAUUAACACAGGCAUUGGUAAUUUUAAGUAUUUUUGUGUACAAGAUGUGUGUAAAUACAGGACUGCAAUACUUUGAAACAGCAGAGGCCUGUCAUAUAUCAGAUUGAUAUUGAUAACAAUGAGAAUUUUGUGGUUAAUGUCUCAUGAUUUUUCUCUCUUGUCAUUGUAUCAUUUUGUCAUCACAUUAUAUACAUAUUGUAUAUAGCUUCACAACAUAGCUAUGUUAUCUUUUAUCAUCAAAUUUUUGAAAGAUUUUUUCAUGUUUACUGCCAAUUUUGGAGAUUAUCUUGACACCCAGAUACAUGUAAUAGUUUAGUUAAGUACUGCACCAGUUCUGUCAAAAUGCGGCGAGUCCUGAACUUUAACAACUAAACAUUCUCUCAGUAAAUAUAAAACAUCUGUUUUAAUGUCCAAUAUUGUUAUCAUUCUAGCAUUUUAUGUACAUUAUUUUAAUCAAUCGUAUAAAAACUUAUAAUUAUAUAAAUAUCUUUGUAUAUCAUCACAGAUUUACAGGAGGCAUGUUUGUCAUGGACGUUCCUGUUAAAUCAUUGUACUGGUGGUACUGUAUUAGGAAAGGAAUAUAAAGGAUUUAAGUAACAA
Pecten maximus is the source of this 4012-nucleotide messenger RNA. Its product is annotated as nucleolar and spindle-associated protein 1-like. Bases 93 to 2039 code for a protein of 648 amino acids. Gene Ontology annotation, cellular component: mitotic spindle; nucleolus; microtubule. Gene Ontology annotation, molecular function: microtubule binding. The transcript is spliced from 10 exons. Gene Ontology annotation, biological process: mitotic cytokinesis; mitotic chromosome condensation; establishment of mitotic spindle localization. Lineage: Eukaryota; Metazoa; Mollusca; Bivalvia; Pectinida; Pectinidae. The record is from RefSeq and is a predicted model, not a curated record.